UUUUCAUGAGGAGUCUAUAGAGGGCGGGAUUAAAUAUAACAAAAUGGCGGUAAAUCAGUCAAGUUUGUGCUUGUCUUGACAGAAGUUCCUUCUUAAAAGGUGGUCCUGAACAAUGCCAUGAUUCUGAUUUGAUUAUCCUCAUCCAAGGACCCGACACAUACUUACCUAUGGCCAAGAGCUUGGCAUCCUGUUGUGUAUUCAGACGUCCUACUAUCAACCAACACAGCUCUUUGCAAGUUAUUCGUUGGCGGCCACACUUUGGUCAGGAAUUCCACAAUGUGGGGCAAUAGAAGGUGAACGGCUCCAGCAUUACAAUAUAAGAUGGAACCUGUUACCCCUCACAGAGAAAACUCAUUGUUUUAGUGUCAUCAAUGAAGCUGUCACUAACAAUUUUGGCAAGUUUUUCAAUUCCAUAAUAAAAAUGAGCAUAAGAUUUGUUGAAGGAAAUCAGGCAUCCCAGAAUGAGAACCUUCUGAGAGCCUCCAAGGAAGUUGAGAUAGCAAAACUUACUAUAGAAUGGAUUACAGAAGAAGAAGCCCUCCAGCUUACUCAAAAUGACAAGUGUAUGUAUGUCUGUGAUCCAUUCAAAGGGCCUGCAUUUGAACACAUUAAGACACUUGGUUGCAGAAUUGUGGGCCCACAGUGUGUUCUCAGUUGCCUGUCUCUCCGGCAGCCCAUUCCCAAAACAGAUCAUCCUGUGUACUCAAUAGCAAUGAGGAACAUAGUUGUCAGCUGUUCAAACAUUGAGAAGGAAGCAAGGGAGAAGAUCCAUACCUAUGUUGAGUGGAUGGGUGGUACGGUUUCACGAAACUUCACUGAUGUUGUAACCCACCUGGUGGCAGGUGAAGUUGGUUCCAAGAAGUAUCAUGUUGCAGUAAGUCUUAAUAAAAGUGUAGUAUUGCCAGAAUGGGUGUAUGCAGUUUGGAAGGCAGGAAAACAAUGCCAUGUAGAUGCAACAGAUCCGGAGUUCCACUGCCACAAAUGUCCUAUCUUCAAAGGCUGCAUUAUUUGUGUAACAGGCCUAGAACAUCAGGACAGAAAAGAUGUGAAGAGAUUAACAGAAGAGAAUGGUGGGCGAUACACAGGUGAACUGAAACUUCACGAAUGUACUCACCUUAUUGUGAGUACACCAAAAGGACAAAAGUAUGAUUUUGCUAGGAGGUGGAAAAUACAUUGUGUAUCACUGAAGUGGUUUAAGGAGAGUUUAUCAAAGGGAGCUUGCCAAGAUGAAAACCUAUACAACGUUGAACCAAGCACAAGUGAAGAUAAGCGGUCCACGUCCACUCCUAACAGGAAAUCUCCAAACUCCCGGCUUAGCACUCGUAUACCGGAUGUGAGCUCAAUAGCUUAUUUCAAUGAAUCCAAGAUAGAUGACACUAUGAUGACAACCAUGAACAUAACAACUAUGAACACGUCAAUCAACAAUAUGACAACCAUCAACAUGGAUAUCAAAGGUCAAGAUGUUCUUAGUGACCUUGACCUCUUCAAACCACCAGAGGAUUUUCUGGAUGCCUGCAAGAUCUAUCUCAGUGGAUUUUCUGGUAGUCGUUUGGAGAAAGUGCGGAAGAUAAUUAACAUAGGUGGCGGUACACGGUUUAGCCAGUUAACAGAGAAUGUCACGCAUGUUAUAGUUGAAACGGGUACAGAGGAUCAUAUACAGCUUGUAAUGUCAUCUGAUUUCAGGCCUGAAGUAGUAACAGUAGAAUGGUUAGUGGAAUGCUACAAGCAGGGGUCAACGGUCUCAGAGCUACCUUAUAUCUGUCUGGAUGUCCCAACAACCCAUGUUGUCAGCCCACAGAAGCCAGUCAAAAAUGUACCUGAUAAACAAAGCACAAAACAGAAAAAAUGGCCAAAAGACAAAGAAGUGGAGGGUGACGAUGAAGAGAGUGUUAUGAUGCAGUACCUUAGCACAGAAACACAAGAUUUUAGCAGAAUUGAUACGCCAGAGCUUGAUGUCACAACGAAACAAGAAAUUGAUGAACUUAAUAUACUGAAUGAAAUGGAGAAAGAUGCGGAGAAUGAUGGUGAAGAGGAGGAGGAUGACAAUGAUGCUACUCAAAUUGAUCAGGAAAUUGUUGCAGAAGAUGAAGACUAUAAAGGAAUCUUUUUUGGAAAAAAGUUUUCACUUAUUGGCUUUCUUGAAGACCAAGCAGAGGUGUUUGAAGAAAUGGUAACUUCCGAAGGAGGUGUUGUGAUAGCAACCAGUGAUAGUCCAGAGGCGGAUUAUCAAAUUGUGCCCAUCACAGGGAAUUUGGCCCAUAACACAGUACGCAACGUGGCUACCAACUGCUGGCUACAGCAGUGUGUUGAGUCUCACGAGUUGCACGAUUUGUCAAGCAAUCCACUGUUCCUACCAGUCAUGCUGGAUUUGAGCAAGACUCCUUUAAAGGGAUGUGUUAUAUCUAUCAGUCAGUACCAAGGUGUAGAGCGUGAUUGUAUCCUGCACUUAGUUGAACUGAUGGGAGCCACCUGCCAGGAGUACUUAGUACGCAAGUCUAAGAACAAUCUGGAAGCAAAUACUCACUUGCUUCUUAGGGAUCCGGAAGGAUCAAAGUAUGAUGCUGCCAUAAAAUGGAAGAUUCCAACGGUUGGGAAAAGGUGGCUCCUUGAAUGUGCCAAGCAAGGUAAGCAUGUAGCAGAGGAAAAGUACUUAGUUGAUAACCAAGGACAUGAUAGUACAUUGCUUUCAAACAGUGAAACUCAUGAUAACCAUGAAAUAGAGGAAGUAAAGACAGUAGAUAAUAUACCUCAGAAAGAGGCAGAGGAAGAGGAAGAUGAGAGAGUUGAAAUUCAAGCUGCAGAUGAAAAGAAUGAUCAGAAGGUGGAGGCGGAGGAGCAGCAGCAGGAUGGUGGAGUAAUUAUACAGAAUGUUAAUAAAAUUGAAAGUGAUUUUGCAGAUGAACAAAUUGACACAAAUAUACCAGAAACAUUAAAAAGUCCUGCAGUUGUGACUAUACCCACAGAAGAAAUAUUUGAACAGGAUAGCAAAGAGGCAUAUAUUUCAGAUUCUAAACAAACUAUUUCAAAAGGCAUUUCAGAAAAUAUAUAUGAUGAUGUACAGUUUUCCAAGCCCAGGCCUGUUAGCCGAAGACAAUCUGAACUGCAGAGGACCAGUACCACAUCCGAGGACACGCCUUCAAAGUUUCUUGCCCCUGGCUAUAGGCCUAAAUUUGAUAUUGCUGCAGCUCUGGCUUCUCUAGAAACUCCUCCGAGCCAAAAGAAAAGCAGACAUGUAAGGAAGUCUAGUGUGUCCUUAGAUGACCUCAUGAGGACAAAUUUAAAGCAAGCUAUCAAGAACUCUGAAGUGAAAUCCUCAGAUGAUAACGUAUUUGAAGAGUCACAAAAUUCCCAGGCUUCAUUAAAAGGUGUAAUUAUCUGUGUAAGUAUGAAACUGAAUAAGAAGCUGACGGUCUAUAACAAGAUAGCAACGGAGCUUGGCGCCGAUUUUAGAUGGACAUAUGACCCAACCUGUACUCACUUUAUAUAUCAAGGAAGAGCCAAAGACAGCAGUAAAGAACUGAAGUUAGCCAAAGAGCAGAACAAGCACGUUGUGUCUCCGCAUUGGCUCUUUGCUUGCCAAGAGGAAAAUGCAUAUCUGGAACCAUCUCUAUAUCCGCAUACUUACAACCCAAAGUUGAGUUUGACUGUAUCCAAGACACCAGUACGCUCAACGAGACGAUCAGCACGCAAGAUAAUUGCAUCUCCACCAGCAUCCAUUAACACAAAAUAUACUUCUGUUGCACCAGCUGUCGUUAACACAAAGUCAUCUGUGGCUGCUUUACCAGCAGUCGUUGACACAAAACCUACUAUUGCUACCGCUCCAGUACCUGUUGACACAAGAACUAUUGCUGCUACACCAGCAGCCAGAGCUGCAGCAACCAAUAAACAGCCUGACGACGAAGUGGCGUCAUCUGCUUCAAAGGUAGAACAUUCUGUAGCAGGCCAAGAAUCAACCAUUAUGAAAGAUACAGUAACGGAAGAAGAACUGAUGAUGUUCGAUGCAAUGGAGAAACAGGAAGAGCAAAAUCAGCAACAAAAUGAAGAAAGCGUUGACAGAACAGAAGAGGAAAAAGAAUUGGAGAAAGAAGGAUCAUUAGAAGAGAGGGAAGACUUCCAAAAACAAAUGGAACAGCUGAUGACAUCAGCGAUGCCAAGCAAGGGUGGGAAGCGUCGAAGUAGAAGAUUAAAUAGUAAUACUUCGGCGACUAACAUGAAUACCUCAGCUGGAUCUGUUUCUGAGGAGAGAGUAAACAGCAGUGGGUCGUCACACCGAGCAAGGUCAAAGAUGUCAAUUAUUGCAGAGGAUCCUGAAGCAAAAUCGAACAAAGCUGAGGUUCCAAUCGAAGCGUCACAGAAUAUUCAAAUUACGUGGGAUGAUCCAGCCGGACGCGAGGUGCGUAAGGAAAUAAUGGAACAGCUUCAGCGGUCAAGCAGUCCAACGCAACAACAGCAGAUGUCUUUUGAGACUGAGGACUUGAAGAAUGAAUCUAACAACACUACUGUCAGAGAACUAAUGGAAGCUCAAGAGUUGUUGACGAAAGAAGUGGAGAAUGAGGACCGGAUGUUGGAGGAACAAGCCUUCAAAGCUCCUCCCAUCAGACUACCCCCUGCAAGACCAGCUGUGGCCCCAGCCCCACUCACAGAAAAGCAAGAGAAAGAGAUUGAGCAGGAAAGACCGCCACCAAUAUUUAUGCUGUCGUUCAUGACACCACAAGAAAAGAUGGACUAUGCUGCCCUCAUUGAGCAACUUGGUGGAAUAGUGAAAGAAGCACAAUAUUUCGAUGGAUCAACUACCCAUCUUGUAGUUGGCACGCCAACACGUAACGAGAAGUAUCUGUCUGCCAUGGCAAUGGGCAAGUGGCUGCUUUCCAAGUCGUAUCUAGAAGCUUGUCGUGAAUCUAACCACUUUGUUGAGGAAGAUAUACACGAGUGGGGCUCAGCAGAGAACUUAUCUACUCUACCAGACCAGGUAGCUAAGUUGGCCAAAGCUGCUCCAAGGUGGCGAAAAAAACUACAAGAAGAACGGAACAAGAGUGCUUCUGGAAUUUGCUCUGGUGCAUUCCAUAGUUGGAAGAUUUUACUUGGUGUCAGCCGAAAGAAAGAGGAUGGUUUUAAACGAUUACUGCAAGCGGGAGGCGCCAAGAUACUUCAAGUGCGCCCUCCUUUCAACCACUGUCACUAUGAAGAGGCAACUCACGCAUUCAUAACGGAUGAUGCAGCCUCUCAGGUGGACAUUCAUACUAUUCUUGAUUAUCAGAUUUUGUGCCUGAAGCCUGAAUACAUUGCAGAAUUUCUGACGAGAGAUCCUCAGCCAGACCCAGACAGCUACCGUUUUAAAGGAGCUAAAGGAAUAAGAAACUCGGAAGAAAACAACAGCAAACUUGACCUUAGAAAGCGCAAAACAUCAACAAAUACAGACUCACCAAGCAAGAAAACACGGCUACGAUAAAUUUUAAUAAAAUUCAUGCUGAUAUGCCAGACGAUAAAAAAAAAAUUAAAAUUGAUAACUGAAAACAUUGUAUUUCAGGCAAAACAAAAAGGGGCUGAUUGACUAGUAUUGUGCUACAUGGUUGUAUUGCAAUCAAAAUGUAAUGUAUUACGAUUCGUAGUUGCCUCGGAUAUGUUGCCUUUUGAGUAAUUUAUUGUAAUAUAAUAUCCAAAUAUACUUUGUUAGUAUUCGUUUUGUUGCCAUAGUUUUGUACAGAACUCCCUAUAAUUGUUUAAUUUGACAAUGGUACUGUAUAUAAUGAAUUGCCAAAAAAAACUCAUUCAGGUAUAGCCAAUCCUGACAAUGUGGACCGCUUUGCAUGGAUUCUAAUUCUAAAUAUGUAAUAUUUAAAACAUUUUUGAUUGAUAUGAAACAGUACUAAUGUAUAAUAAAAGUAUUUGUGUAUUAUUCAAUACUUUAAGAAAACUGUAUUGAGAAGAGAAAUUUCCAAGGUAGCUUGGUGUCCUAGCUCCUCUGGAAGAGAAAACGAAUGGAGAUUGCGAGGUCCCAAGGGGAAGCCAAUCUGCCAGCAGAUCUGUUUAACAGACCUUUCUUCACACAUCUAAUUUCAUUUUGCUGUGCAUGAUAAAACCCAUUGUAAUCGAGAGAAAAUUGACAGAACAGUAGUAAAAACAUGCAAAUGUCGUGAAUUUGUAGGAGAUAAUUGUUUACCGGGAGAUUCUCCUUGCUUGCGGGAGUACAGGAGACCUUUUUGCGAUUUCCAAGAGACUCCUACGACUGAAAUCCGAGGUUCUUGAUUUUCAAUUUUGAUGGAGAAAAUAUAUGGUUGUCUGAAGCUCUGUACAGAUUUUCAAAUUUUUUUUGACAAAAUGAUUGUAUGCCCAUAUAUAGUCAUGGUUUGCCUAUAUAUGGUCAUGAUGUGAUGUUGGGACCAUAUUUAGGCAUAUCACAUGUGUUUGUGUAGUAAAAUUUUAUUGUCAUGACAGGUCUAUGAAAAUUGUUUAUAAAAUAUCACUGAUGAAUGUGUUUAUAUCGAUAUGUAAUAAAUUUACAUACUGUAAUUGAUUAUUUAAAAGAUUAGAAAUUUCUGGAUAUUUGUGAAAUGUUUUUUACAUAUUAUGUGAUUUAUGUAUAUUAACGAAAACAAUUAUACAAAACACAUAUAUGGUGCAGUAUAUAUCAUCCAUAAUUCCGCAAAGCCAAAACUUAAGAAACAAUAAAAUUUCCUGUUAAAUUAAAAACAUUACUAGAAUUAAACGAAAUUAAAAUCGAAAACAAUAAAUUGUUGCAUCAAAGGUCUGAACGCCAUCCUAUAAAA
Anneissia japonica is the source of this 6767-nucleotide messenger RNA. RefSeq names its product DNA topoisomerase 2-binding protein 1-like. The transcript is spliced from 33 exons. Gene Ontology annotation, biological process: mitotic DNA replication checkpoint signaling; mitotic G2 DNA damage checkpoint signaling; DNA replication initiation. The coding region runs from base 422 to 5449 and encodes 1675 amino acids. NCBI's taxonomy places the organism in Eukaryota, Metazoa, Echinodermata, Crinoidea, Comatulida, Comatulidae. The record is from RefSeq and is a predicted model, not a curated record.